This is a messenger RNA of Pseudophryne corroboree (corroboree frog), 2980 nucleotides long. RefSeq names its product interleukin-1 receptor type 1-like. The record is from RefSeq and is a predicted model, not a curated record. Lineage: Eukaryota; Metazoa; Chordata; Amphibia; Anura; Myobatrachidae. The coding region runs from base 461 to 2137 and encodes 558 amino acids. Gene Ontology annotation, biological process: signal transduction. Gene Ontology annotation, molecular function: interleukin-1, type I, activating receptor activity. The transcript is spliced from 12 exons.
GAAAGGAUUUUUGUUAAUCCAAGGGCAAGACUCAUACCAGCCCACACCAUUCACACAGAGCCGGAUUAUACAAUACACGGCUGCUCCAGCUCCCUACACUGUCAAGGCGGCUGGCUGCCUGUAGGGGGAGCUGCAGCGAUAACGAGCAGCUCCUCACAGGCAGUACACGAACGGCACGUUCUCCUGAGUCUUCUUUGAAACAGAGCCGUCCGGGUGAGAGCAGGCAGCGGCUGCUGCUGUCUCUCAGUCUCCACUGACUCUGCAAGCAGCCAGGUGAAGAAAGGGCCAGUAGGCCAUGUUGUCCCAUAUACUGCAACAGUUUGUGUGGUAUUUUAAAUACAGAUGGAGCCUCGCUCAUCUGUUCCGUCUAUGGCAUUUGUCCCGAUCCUGGAGCCUCAGCGUGCCUGGUUGCAGGGCGGCGUGAUUUGUCGCAGGGUGGGCAAAGAGCUUAGCGUUGUGUAUGGUGUUACCGGUCCAUAAAAUGAUUGAUCCACAACUUAUUGUUAUACUUCAUAUUUUAUCUCUGAUAUAUUUGCCAUCACUCAAAGCAGAACUGUGUAAAGAUGAUGGAGUGGAGUUUGAGGUAGAGUAUGUUGCGGAGGGCCAAGCUGUUUAUGUCACCUGCCCACUAAAUUACUUUUACAAUUUCAAUGUAACCUGGUUAAGAAAUGGCUCACAGACAGAAAUCACCUCAGACAUACAAAUGAGAGUUCACCAGGAUCAAAAUUACCUUAAGGUUAUCCCUGCAAGGCUGGAUGAUACAGGCUAUUACGCAUGCGUGCUCAGAAAUUCCACAUACUGCAUACAGAGGCUUAAAAGGGUAGAAGUGUUUAAAAACGAUGAAGGCCUGUGCUAUAAUCAUACCUUAAUGUUCCGUUAUUUUCCAUUUAUGGAAUCAACGCUUACAAUUCAGUGUCCAGAAAUUACGGAUUAUAUUGAUAACAAGAGUCCACAGAUGAAAUGGUUUAAGGAAUGCCAGCCUUUGAAUUUAGACAGUGACAAGUAUUAUGUUAGAGGGAACCUCUUGAAUAUCAAGAAUGUGACAUUGCAAGAUAAAGGAAAUUACACAUGUGAAGCUACCUUAAUGUACAAUGGCACAGAUUAUAAAAUCUCAAGGACCAUCGAUUACUCCAUUGCAGAGCGACCAUUACAGAGUGCACCUGUUAUGUUAAAUCCAAAGAAUGACUUUGUACAAGUUGAAUUAGGAGCUGCUAUUACUCUUACCUGUGAAGUGUUAUAUAAUGGAAUCAUUGAUUUGUUUUGGACAUUUAAUGAUACUUUCAUUGAGGAAUAUUCAGAUGAUGGCAGAGUGGUAAUGGGAGACUGUUACAGGAGGUUCUCACCUGAUGGAGGCCGAGUAUCUUGCAUUAGCCUAAACUUUUCAACAGUAAUAGAAGAAGACUAUGACAAACGUUUUUACUGUGAAGGCUUUCUUGUUCGCAAGGCAUUUGUUGUACUCAAACACCCAGAGACUAAUUUCCAGGGAUUCUUGAUUGCUUUUUUUGUGACAAUGGUGUCCGUUAUUAUUAUAGCUGUAAUUGCCAUCCGGGUUUUUAAAGUUGAAAUUGUUCUUUGUUACCGGAGUUCCUAUUUUGCCCGUACAAAUCCUAAAGAUGGAAAGAUGUAUGAUGCCUACAUCAUGUAUCCAAAAAAAAAUAUGGGAACAAGUUAUGAGAUGAACAUAUUUGUACUUAAAGUAUUGCCUGAAGUGCUUGAGAAACAGUGUGAUUAUCGAUUAUUUAUAAUUGGACGGGAUGAUCUGCCAGGCCAAGCCAUUGCAGACCUUGUGGAUGAGGCGAUCUCCCAAAGCAGAAGGUUGAUUAUUGUCUUAGGAGAUAUAUCAAGUGAGAACAGCCUUGGUGAUGAUUUUGAACAGAAAAUAGCCAUGUAUGAUGCUCUCAUUCGGAAUAAAAUUAAAGUAAUUUUGAUUGAGCUGGAGAAGAUAACGAAUUACACCUACAUGCCAGAGUCCAUUCAGUACAUCAAACAGAAGCAAGGUGUUGUGCGAUGGAAAGGAGAGUUCACAGAAGAGAGUCUUCACCGUAACACAAGGUUUUGGAAAAAUAUCAGAUACCGGAUGCCUCCAGCUCAACAUCUUUCUGACAGAGAGUUGGACUACAUAGAUUCAGAGGACUAAUAAUGACCUGAGCCUUUAUGACAUGGAUAAUUUACCAAACACUCAACUUUGAUAAGAGUAUAAGUGCAUUAAGUAAAAGUCACACUGGUACCUUGGUUAGAGGUGUUUGAAGGACAGACAAACUGCAUCAGCACUCCAUAUGAUCACUUGGCUAUGGAUACUUUCAUCAUUGCACUGAUAAAUUUUUGUUCACUAUGGUACAAAUAUCUCCAGUUUGGACUGUACAUAUUCUUGUUUACAACUGCACUUUCAUACGGUUACCCUUUGCCUUAGUUGUUUCAAGCCAAUCCAAGCAUUGACAAGUGAAAAUCAUUUACUUUAAAUAGUAGUUUUAUUUUUGUUCUAGAAUUCCCUUCCAGACAGAUGUACCUAAAUUAUAAGGUCCAAUUAUGAAUUUUCUGGUUGCUUGACCAUUUUUGCUUCCUGUCGAAAUGGUAGACAAUGAUUUUGUGUUUCUAGGCAUUUACGCAAAUGCAAAUAUCUCAUGACUUGGAUAUGAUAGAGUCUUGGGACAACAACCAUUGUUCUCAAAGUUUGGCCUACAUGGGUGUAUGCAUAGAUUACCUUAUUUAACUUUAAUGGUGAAAGAGAGGGCCCAACGAGAACAAAAUAUUUGCAAAAAUAUGACUUUUCAAGGUGACAUAUCAGCUUUGAAAGAAGUAUCAGGUUUCAGUUAUUGGUGAGAGAUACAUACUGUAUGUACUAGUAGUUUGUUACCAAAAAUGCUGAAGUCUGAGAUCUGUGUCCUACUGUUUUUAUUGUAUUUUUAAAAUUUUACAAACUUUAGGCCUAAAAAUCUUGGGUUUGCAAAAAAGAAAAAAAUAAAUUUUUUGCUUAAGUCAA